AUGAAAGGGAAUUUCCUCCUCUGCAAAAAUUAUGCAAAAUGGUACAAACGAGGCAGUCAUCAGAUGGGCACAAAAUGGUAUGCACACAAUGUAGCAGAGCUGGUGAAUACCAAAAAAAAGGCCGUAGAGAAGAACAAACACUUUUCCACAGGUCAUACAAAAGAUGGAAUUAAUAAAUACGUAAGUGAAGCCCCAACACGAGUCAGCGUCCUAAAUGCAGAUUUGUCCCAAAAGGUUAGUCAUCACAAUUAUGAUGAUGAUGGUGAUAUCGCUUUGACGCGCAAUGCGGAAGGGCCUGUUUACGAAAACGAGAGGAAUCCACAUGACCAAAUAAAAUUAUGGUGUGCAAAAAGUCUCAAACUGUUAAGCAUGUGCGUAAUAACCUCCUUAUUCUUCUAUUGCACAUUUAAGAAAGUGCCAGAGGGGUAUAUCUGUUUAGUGCAAAACAAAAAUGACGACACAGUAUUGCCAUACAUUUAUGACGAUCUGAUGACGUUUUUUUUUAAUCCGUUGAAAUAUAAAGUUCGUAUAAUCAGAGUCAUUCCAAUUCAGAAGAAGUUUACACGUGUGUACGAAACGUUGGAUAAAAAAAAAGUCCGCGUAAAAUUACAAGUCAAAAUGAAACCAAAAAUUCCGUUUAUUAUCGAAAUUUUUAGUUCCUUUGGGGAUAAUUAUAGCACGAAUUAUAUUGAAAAGGAAAUGAACUUGGACAUUAUGAAUGUUGUGAAGAAUUAUGACUUGGAUACUUUAGUAGAGGAAAAUAAAGAGACGAAUGGUAUGCCACACGCUACAGUGGAUGACGCAGUUGAUCAAAUUAUGGACAGGUUUUACGACUGCUCCGUUUUUCACAAAAUAAUUCUUCUGGACGUCUCCAUCCUGUUUGAACGGGUAGAAUAA
This is a messenger RNA of Plasmodium coatneyi, 897 nucleotides long. Its product is annotated as Prohibitin-like protein. The transcript has a single exon. NCBI's taxonomy places the organism in Eukaryota, Apicomplexa, Aconoidasida, Haemosporida, Plasmodiidae. The coding region runs from base 1 to 897 and encodes 298 amino acids. The record is from RefSeq and is a predicted model, not a curated record.